AUGAUGUUAGGUGCGCUGGCAACGCCAGAGCGCCCCUCUUCCUUCCAUUCAGAUUUAGGACCGACGAACUAUUCGUAUGCGCACGCAAGUGGCCCAUCCACCGUUCCUGCCAUGGACCCUUCUGGCGCCUCCUAUGGCUACAUGGAAGCCAGCCCUCCCAUGUCGUCCCAAGCACCGGCAGAUUCACAGAGUGGUGCACUGUCACUCAUACCCUCUUCGAAUCAUCCUUUACAAUCUCCCCCCGCUCCACUGGGCCCCACGGCUCUCACCCCCUCGCCUGCACGAAUCUCCCCCCCUCCGCCCUUGGUGCCCGAGUCCCCGACAUCCAACAGUCUGUCUAGGCGAAAUGCGGCUGCGCCGACCACCCAGAAGAAACCAGAGACUGCAUCUGCACGACCGAAACCAACAGCACCAACUUACGAGCGCUCCAUGCUACGGAAACUUUUGGCCUUUUUCACAUGUGGCCUGGCCUCUUCAACGGUCACUGCUGCUUUGGAUCCCCCCUCAGCAGAAUCACCUAAGCCUGUAUUAAAUUCGUCUUCUAUGCAAAAAGUGUACUUACCUGGACCUUCAGAUGCUAAUCCUCCUCCUCAGACUGAGUCCGUUCCGCCGCCGGCGGAGGCUGUUCGAUCACAGACAGCCAACUCUUCGUUUACGGCACCUUUGUCUCGCGAUACCAUAGUUGGGCAAGACCGCAAUUCGCUGGCACCAGGUGGCAUCUCGCUCCGAAGCUCUUUGAACCGGAAUAGCGUGGCAACCACUGUUACAUCUCAGAACGAUCAUUCGGACGACUUUAUGCAAGAUGUGAUUACUCAGGUGCCGGAAAAUGGUCCCGCUAUACCCAUGGGAAUGGUGAGUCAAGAUUUGGAACAGGAGAUUAUGGCCGAGGAGCAGCGCCUUAUCCAACAGGGUGGAAAUGGUAUUCCUCUCGACAGUUUUGGGAACCCGAUGCCAUUGCUACCUGCAUUGACGAAGCCUCAUCUCUUGCGCAAGUGUCUUGUGUUGGACUUGGAUGAGACUCUGGUCCACAGCAGCUUUAAGAUGGUACCGAACGCUGAUUUUGUGGUGCCCGUGGAAAUUGAAGGCAUUGUCCACAACGUCUACGUCAUUAAGCGGCCUGGUGUGGACGAGUUUAUGCGUCUCAUGGGUCAAAUAUACGAAAUUGUGGUUUUCACUGCGUCCUUAAACAAAUAUGCGGAUCCCGUGAUUGACAUUCUCGACAUGCACCAUGUUGUUCAGCACCGUCUCUUCCGCGAGUCCUGUUAUAAUCACUAUGGAAGCUACGUCAAAGAUCUGUCCCAACUGGGGCGCCAACUCACCGAUACCAUCAUUCUUGACAACUCACCUGCGUCUUACAUCUUCCAUCCAACCAACGCUGUGCCUGUAUCCAGCUGGUUCAAUGACCCGCAUGAUACGGAACUUACCGACCUUUGUCCUUUCCUUGAGGAUUUGUGCCAUGUGGACGACGUGCGUACUGUCCUUGAUGGGUUCAUUGACAUGUCGUAA
This is a messenger RNA of Malassezia sympodialis ATCC 42132, 1506 nucleotides long. Its product is annotated as HAD family hydrolase. The record is from RefSeq and is a predicted model, not a curated record. Lineage: Eukaryota; Fungi; Basidiomycota; Malasseziomycetes; Malasseziales; Malasseziaceae. Gene Ontology annotation, molecular function: phosphatase activity.